Molecule: messenger RNA, 1275 nt
Organism: Sardina pilchardus (European sardine)
Lineage: Eukaryota; Metazoa; Chordata; Actinopteri; Clupeiformes; Clupeidae
Product: palmitoyltransferase ZDHHC11-like
Exons: 9
Coding region: 1-1275 (424 amino acids)
Biological process (GO): protein targeting to membrane; peptidyl-L-cysteine S-palmitoylation
Cellular component (GO): endoplasmic reticulum; Golgi apparatus
Molecular function (GO): protein-cysteine S-palmitoyltransferase activity
Source: RefSeq, a predicted model, not a curated record
AUGAGGUGCUGCGAUCAGCACCUGAGGCGGACCGAGCCGGCCCCCGGGAGCAGCUGCAAUGAACCGGUGACCCCUGCACCGCGCUCGCGCCGCAACGGCUGGUCCGCACGACCCUCGCCCCAGCAGCUGGUUUCCUACUUCACCUACAUUUACUUGGUUGUUGUCGGAUUUGGGAUAUACAUCCCACUGCUGCCCUCCCCAUGGGACUCGUUGGCCUAUGGUCAUCUUGGAUUUUUCUUUGUUCUUCACUUGGUUACCCACAUUGCAACUGUGUUGAUAGACCCAGCAGAACCCAUUGUGCGCGCCAGAAACUACGCCUCUACCUUGCCGACCUUUGACAAAAGCCAACAUGCACAUGUCAUCCUUGACCUACACUGUAAAAUCUGUGAUAUUGACGUGGGACCUCGAGCUAAACACUCCAAGGCUUGCAACAAAUGUGUUACAGACUUUGACCACCACUGCAAAUAUAUGAAUAAUUGUGUGGGGAGGAGGAAUUAUUGGUUUUUCUUUGUGGCCGUUGUGACUGCUGCUAUUGGAAUGUUUCUGCUGCUCCUCAUUGUUUUGUUCAUCAUCAUUGAGCACUUUUUGAACCCGGCCAUACUCCGCACCGCCCCUCAGUUUCAAGAUGACAUUCACACGUGUAUGUCAUGCGGCACAGUGCUAUCUGUUCAGUCUGUACCUGUCUGUCCAGGUCUGAAUAACUCGACAUGGUUGGUGUUCCUCCCACUGGCUCCUGUGCACACCAGCUCCCCUGGACUCUUGGUAGUGAGCUGCUUCACCUUUUUACUGACGCUGGUUUUCUUGGUGGUUAUGACUCACCUGCUGGGAUUUCAUAUAUUUCUCUUGUCGAAGAAGCUUACCACGUAUGAGUACAUGAUGAAAAAGCGGCAAGAAGAGAUGGAUCGUGAUUUGGAAUUGGGACAGAAGCAAUCCCGACCCACAAGUGCGGAAUCAGCAAAGACACAGCCUUCUGUGGAUGUAUCUGUGGACUGUGAAUCAUCUUUGACCAGUCAAGCCAGUCAAAGCAGUAUGGAGUACCAGGAUGAAAGGAGGGAACUUGCCCUGCGUAUCUCUAUGGCGAUGUGUGCGGAGGCCCUCGGUGAGUCCCUCAGCUGGACUGGACUACAGCAGGUGGUGGUGGAUGGAGAGCAGAGCCGUGAGAAGUCUGUGGAAGCGGCUCCUAUUAUCCAGCAGCCCCUGGGCAGCUCUGUCUUGGCAGUUGAGCAGCAGCUGAGCAUGGACACAAGGUCCGAGUCGGCCCUCUCCCAGCAGUGA